AGACUGGUCUAAAUAAAACAUAAGAGCUCUCUCUCACUAUUAUUACUACAAAAACGACAGUGUUUUGCUUUUAUGUCAACAGAUUCACUCUACUUUACAAAAUGAUGUUUAAGGCGAUCAGUUGGGUUUUCUUGCUACAGUUAGUCCAUGGUAACAUAGUUCCUGGACUUGAUUUAAAGUCAUCUUAUCAGAGCCUUCGUCGUAUGGUUGAUGUUAAACCCAUACAAAAAUUAGUGGAGAAUUUCAAGAUUAAACCCAUACAAAAACUAGUGGAGAAUUUUGAACAGACUGAUGGCAUCCAGCAGCAAGCUUCCUCUGUACUUAAGAAUUUUGAACAGACUGAUGGCAGCCAGCAAGCUACCACUGUACCUAAGUUCUGUCAUAAAUUAGACUGCCCAGCCUUCACUGUUGUUAAAAAUGUUAAGGGUAAAUAUGAAAAGAGAAGUUAUCCUACCACUCACUGGGUGUCAACCCAGCUUACUGGCAUUGAUUUCACAAUGGCACAAAGAACCAUGUUUAUGAAAUUAUUCCAUUACAUUUCUGGUAAUAAUUCAAAAGGUGAAAAGAUAGCAAUGACAGUACCUGUUAUAAUGAGAUUAAUACCAGGUGCUGGCCCAGCAUGUGAGAGUAACUUCACCAUGUCAUUCUACAUCUCCAAUAAAGUCACCGAUCCACCUGCUCCAAAUGAUCCUAUGGUCACGGUCACUAAAUCCAAGCCAUUCGAUGCCUAUGUUAAGUCUUUCAGUGGCUAUAUGUUAACGGCUGCUCAGUGGGUUAAACAAGCCAGACAGCUAGCCACAGACUUGAAUGGAGCUGGUGAAUCCUACAUAGAUGACUACUUCUAUACAGCUGGGUAUGAUAAUCCAUUAACUGUCCUGUUCCGACACAAUGAGGUCUGGUACAUGGCCGAAUAAUUCUAAACAAUCUUUAAUAUCUAACUCUCAUUUCAUUUAAAUAACAAUUAACUGUGCUGUUUCGACACAAUGAGGUCUGGUACAUGGCCGAAUAAUUCUAAACAAUCUUUAAUAUCUAACUCUCAUUUCAUUUAAAUAACAAUUAACUGUGCUGUUUCGACACAAUGAGGUCUGGUACAUGGCUGAAUAAUUCUAAACAUCUGCACUCUGAUUAAAACACAGAUCUUAUUUCAUUUCGUUUUUUUUUUUAUAGUUCAAAAUUUCGUUUAACUUGUCUUUACUAUACUAGCGGGCCUGGAAAUAACGUUUUUUGAUGUGCCUGACAAAAUGUCAUGCACUAAUGAAAUAGUACCUGACAUUUUCACUUAUUGCCGGACAUGUUUUAAUAAUAUCAAUAAAAAAGACAAAUCAUUGCCGGACAAAAUGACAGGCAACAGAGGUUUAGUGUCUGACAAAGCCUGAAUCUGUGCCUGACAUUGUCUGUGACAGGUGCCUUAUUUCCAGGCUUGGUACUAGGAUCUGGAAGAGUUGUUAUAUAACCCGCUUUCUGGGUGAUGUGAGGGAUUUAGCAAAUGUGAGGGAUUUAGCAAAUGAAACGGUCUGUUGCAGCGAGUUUUUGGCGUGAGGUGCACAGAACUGUGGGUAACCCAUUAGAAAUAUCAACGCCAUAGGGUAAAAAAAAAGCAGCUUGUAUGACCUCUGACAUGACCUUCCACUAUAACCAGUCAGAUCUUCAUGUAGUAGAGGCCAUCGAAAGUAUAAAAAGAAACAAUACAAAAUAUAGAUCUGUCUUUUAAUCAGGUUGGAACAUCUACAAAUAUUUAAUUCUUAUUUCAUUUAAAUAACAAUGUUUUUGAUAUUUACAACUCCUAAAAAAAAAAAAAAAUCCCCCAAAACUGUUGCUUAGCCUUAUUUUGGUUAUUUGAACAAUUCCUGAAGAUUUCAUGUUGAUAGCUCCACUAGAAAUGAGUUAUUUUAAAAUGCAUAUUGUCGAGCAGUGCCUCCUCUUAACACAAAUAAUGUCUAACUCGUUUAAAUUGUUUUCAUGUGUUCGAUAUCUACAAUUGUAACGCCUCUCCCAUUUAAAGUACAAUUGAUUUUCAUGUUUUUGAAGCUCUAAUUAGAAUUGGAUUGUCUUCGUCUUUUUUUGAAGAUUGAUUCAUCUCCAAAUUAGUUAUCAUUUUAUUAAUUUAACUGACCUGUUUAUUAAUGAAUUGAUAUCCCAUAUUAGAUAUUCAUAUCACAAAUAAAAAUGUUUGGAGUGCCCAAGUUUAGAUUUUUUGUUGAUUCCAUAAAGUAGUUAGGUUAUUAAACAUUAAAUACAGUGUAAUUCAACUUGGCACCCCAGGGAGUUGAUAUGAUUUUUUUAUUUGAUGUUAUUUUGUCAAUUUGAUUCUAUUAACAACUGAAGAACAAUAUUUUGAGAUUAGAUCUGUUUAUUAAUUAAUCCAGUGGUUCUCAACCUAUUUUUGCCAACGGUACACCUUGGAACACAUGAAAAAAUAGCGGCGCACAUGGCUAAAUAUAGAUGAACAAAUAUAAAGCAUACAACCGUAGACACAGACACAUAGAAUGAUUCAAACUAAAUACAGAAAAACACAGCUAUGAAUUUAAUUUAUUGCAGUGUUUCGAAUUUCAUCAGUCAAAUAGCUGGCUUUUUGGGUGAGAAAUUUUCUUAGUGUGCUGUUCAAAUUCCGCGGCACACGUAGAAAGAUCUCAUGGCACACCUGUGUGCCGUGGCAUACUGGUUGAGAAUCACUGAAUUAAUUUGAGAAUACUAUUUAUUUUAUUGACCUUUUUAUUAAUUUAUAUUUUUUUUUAUAUUAGCUGAUAUCUUAUCACUUUAGAUCUAAUAUCUCUUACAUUCCAUGUGAGAUUAAAGAUAAGCAAGUUUACCCUGAACCAUGGGCAUGGAUUUAGGGGGGACGUGUCCCUUCCUUAGAAUCGGAAGGGGGGGGGGAACAAAUAGGUCUCUGUCCUGCCCAUGAUUUUGAUCGCAAGGACAGAUUUUCUGGUUUAUAUCCACAUGAAUGACCCGUUCUGAAGGCUAUUUAACCACUGCCUUGGGUCUCGCCACAGUUACUGAUCUUCACGAUAUCUUCCUCCUUAAUUGACCGAUCGCAGCUAUCAAUUUUUCCAUAUCGUCAUCAUAUUACCCCUAGAUACAGCUUUCAUCGAAAUAACACUGGUACAGUAAACUGUUUGUAAUUAUUAUUUUGGUUUGGUAAUAUAAUGUUCCAGGGUUCGUCAGUCACCCGCCAAAAGUUAUGACAAAUCCAUGCCCUUGCCCUGAUCUCUUAAAAGCACACAUUGUAUCUACUGAAUAUUGAUAUUGAAUAUGUUGUACAUUAAUAAUCCACAUCUGUGUAUAAUGUUUUAUAUUUAACUUGUAAAAUCUCAAUAUUACUUAUUAAAUAAAAACUAGUUUUGUACAAAAUAA
Patella vulgata (common limpet) is the source of this 3354-nucleotide messenger RNA. Its product is annotated as heme-binding protein 2. NCBI's taxonomy places the organism in Eukaryota, Metazoa, Mollusca, Gastropoda, Patellidae. Bases 102 to 914 code for a protein of 270 amino acids. The record is from RefSeq and is a predicted model, not a curated record. The transcript has 5 exons.